Messenger RNA from Felis catus (domestic cat), 5801 nucleotides. It is a transcript of the gene RFFL, whose product is annotated as ring finger and FYVE like domain containing E3 ubiquitin protein ligase. NCBI's taxonomy places the organism in Eukaryota, Metazoa, Chordata, Mammalia, Carnivora, Felidae. Gene Ontology annotation, molecular function: ubiquitin protein ligase activity. Gene Ontology annotation, cellular component: plasma membrane; cytoplasm. Bases 2196 to 3290 code for a protein of 364 amino acids. Gene Ontology annotation, biological process: protein K48-linked ubiquitination; proteasome-mediated ubiquitin-dependent protein catabolic process; negative regulation of extrinsic apoptotic signaling pathway via death domain receptors. The transcript is spliced from 7 exons. The record is from RefSeq and is a predicted model, not a curated record.
UCUCUCUGUCAAAAAUCAACAUUAAAAAAUUAAAAAAAAAAAUAAAUUACCAAUACUUGAAUAUGUGUUCCUUGUUAAAACAAAAAAAUUCAAAUUCUCGCGAAACUAAAAAUACCUCCUGGAUCUCCCAUUGCAGUUCCCUCCCUGAUGUGUGUAUCCUCCCAUAUCUUUUUGUAUGUAUUUGGUAAUUCUCUAUGGAUUUGGAAGAUGACAGAAUCCAGAGAUGUGAAUUUUUUUUUCUCUUUUGACACCUGGCUUACUUAACGUUUGUAACAUUAAGAUCUCUUGCAGAAAAAAAAGGGGGGCCUAUAAAUAGCAUUACAUAUUCCUGUUCAAGAAAAACAGUGAGUGUGUGUGCAGAUAUCACACACACACACACACACACACACACACACACACACACACUUAAUCUCUCCUGUGACCACCCAUAAAAUGUACCUUUAGGUGAGGAAUAACUUGUCUGAGUUUUAACAUAAUGCAUUAAGAGAACUUAAUAAGCACAAAGCCACAAUUAUUUUUCUUAUUUCUCGUUUUCAUAUAACCUCCUAGUUUUCAUAUAACCUCAUAAAACUUCAAGUGCCUGAAGCCAUUUGUUCAGAUUUAGCAUCUUUUGAAAGCCCUAAAUCAGUGUAAUCCUCAGCCUUUCCAGUCUAAAAGAAGGAACUGGGGUGGGUAUGUAUGGUUAUAUUUUGGGGAAACUGAUUGGAACUGUACAGAAUCCCAAACCGGGAAAUGAUAAUCUGCCAUAUUUCUCUUCACCUGCUAAUAGUGUUUAUUUUAGCAGAAUUAGGAGAUUCUCAUGCUUCUGGCCCCCGUGUUGCUGUUUAUAUAAUUUAUAUUUACUUCCUGGGUAUAGUACCAUCUGAAUUUUCUCUUCCUUUUUUACAGUUACUAAUAUAGAAUGAGCCAGAAGCCUCUAACAAUAAUGUUUUUUCCAAAAGAGGUUUCAUAUUUGUCCAUUACUGUACGAACCUUGAGAGUUGCUCCAUACCAGAAUGUUGUUUAUCAUCAACUACAGAAAUAUUUCUUAAAAUGUGGUCCAUGAGAUAAUGGUUGUCAGCUGCUGUAAAACGCUUUUAUCAUUUGAAAAGAACUAAUUAACACAUACUGUAGGAAAAUUUCUUUUAAACAGCCAUUUUCUGAAAAAGAAAAUGCUGAAAGGGAGGAAAUAAAAGAGAGAACAUUUUAUAAAACCUUAUAAAGCCCAGUGUGGCUAUCCUACUGGAAUAAUGUAAUUAAGGGGAAUUAAGCAAGUUGGAUAAAUAACUUUUUUUUUCUUUAACUAGACCCUUGAAAAGGAAUAGAAUUAAGUAGCAUAGUUAUUAAACCCAAAAUCUGACGGUCUGCACAUACAUUUUAAUUAACCUAAUAACAUUUACUGAAUGACAGGCUGGGCUGGUAGUUAUAUCCAGAGUUCAUAGCAUGUGGGAUCUGCCUUGAAGGAUGGACAAGGCUUGGAAUGGGAGCCUUGAAUGCCCAUGCUAAGGAAGAGCUGGUAGCCGUGGGAAAUUUUGAGCAGACAACAGAAGGAUCUGAUACGAAAUCUCGUUUCUUUCUUAUCAAAUGAGAAAACACAGAAAGCAAGGGCUUAAUCUUUUGUUUUCUUGGUAUAGCACCAAAGCCUGUUCUAGCUGGUCAGGGCAAAUUCAAUAAUAAUUAAUAGCUGUUGAUGAACCAGUCAUUCUAGAAUUGAUUAUUUAAUAAGCUGGCCAAUAAAUGAGAAUCGACCUAGAUUUAGGGAUUUUUAAAUGUAAGUAGUAAUACAGUUUUCACACACUGCUGUAUUCCUUAAGCAUCUGGUAGGUGUGAUGGUGGAUAAUGUAGCUUAAGCUGUGUGUGGCAGCUGAUUAAACAAAAAAGCCUUCAGUUAUUUCUGUCUUAAUUUGAGAUUUUGAAUUGCCUAAGGAAAUAGAAAGGUCAGAGAAGGCCUAGUAGGGAAAAAGAAGAGUGAGCCUGGUCGUAGCUGACAAAUUCACUCUGAUGAUUUGACCAGCUAAGGAUGACUGGGCAAGUUCCGGAGUCCUCUGACCCAGAUGUUCUAAUUUGUAAAUGCAAAGUGACUUCUUUAUCAGCCACUCUGGAGAAAUCUUCAGGGUUGUGAACCUGCUACCUUCUGUUAUCUUGCUGCCCUGAGCCCCGGGCUGUUCUCAAAUGAAACUUUGGAAAGUGACCACUGGAGCCUCCCAGAUUUUAUCAUGUGGGCAACCUGCUGCAACUGGUUCUGCCUGGAUGGACAGCCUGAGGAGGUCCCCCCGCCCCAGGGAGCCAGGACGCAGGCCUAUUCCAACCCUGGGUACAGCUCCUUCCCCUCCCCCACGGGCUCGGAACCAAGCUGCAAGGCUUGCGGGGCCCACUUCGCGAACAUGGCCAGGAAGCAGCAGACCUGCCUGGACUGCAAGAAGAAUUUCUGCCUGAGCUGUUCGAGCCAGGUGGGAAACGGGCCCCGCCUCUGCCUUCUGUGCCAGCGGUUCCGAGCCACAGCCUUUCGGCGGGAGGAGCUCAUGAAGAUGAAGGUGAAGGACCUCAGGGACUAUCUCAGCCUCCAUGACACCUCCACCGAAAUGUGCCGGGAGAAAGAGGAGCUGGUGUUCUUGGUGCUUGGCCAGCAGCCCGUAAUCUCCCAGGAGGGCAGGACUCACGCGCCCACCUCGUCCGCGGAUGUCCCCGAGCAGCAGGCCUUCCUGACCCAGCCUCGCGCCAGCACGGUACCUCCUACCUCGCCUCACCUCGCCUCUUCGUCCGCACAGGCCACCUCUGUUCCCCCAGCCCAGGCUCAGGAAACCCAGCAGGCCAAUGGCCAUGUGUCUCAGGACCAAGAGGAACCCGUCUACCCGGAGAGCACAGCCAGAGCACCUGCUGAGGAUGAGACCCAGUCUGUCGACUCAGAGGACGGCUUCGUCCCAGGCCGGAGGGCCUCUCUGUCUGACCUGACCGACCUGGAGGACAUUGAAGGUCUGACCGUGCGGCAGCUGAAGGAGAUCCUGGCGCGCAACUUCGUCAACUACAAGGGCUGCUGUGAGAAGUGGGAGCUGAUGGAGAGGGUGACGCGGCUGUACAAGGACCAGAAGGGCCUCCAGCACCUGGUGUGUGGUGCUGAAGACCAGAACGGGGGAGCGGCACCGUCCAGCGUGGAGGAGAACCUGUGUAGGAUCUGCAUGGACUCGCCCAUCGACUGUGUCCUGCUGGAGUGCGGCCACAUGGUGACCUGCACCAAGUGUGGCAAGCGCAUGAACGAGUGUCCCAUCUGCCGGCAGUACGUGAUCCGAGCCGUGCACGUCUUCCGAUCGUGAGGGCUUGCACCGGCUUCUUCAGUGCCUUAUGGGGACGUAGCUUGAGGUGUCUGGGCUCCAGACUGGGCAGCUCACAGAGGGGCAGGCUACCAAGAAAAUCUGCAGUGCUCAUGAGACCGGGGCAAGCAAGGAUGCUGUCACCUCUGGGCAUGCCUGUCCUGCCGCGGAGGCCCACCUCUUGGCUGGCAGCGCCGGAGGCCGGUGGAAACCGGAACAGACUGCACAGGCAAGUCCCUGUCUCAGUGAUCUUGGGGUAAUGAUGGCACCUGAUGAAGAGAGGACUUGCCAGAACUUGGACCGCAUCUUCCUCCUUUCAUCCGAAAGCCUAACAGUUUCACCCUUGUGUACCCCACCCGUCCUUCUGAGCUCCUUGCCUCUGGCCUUCACUGGUCAGAAGUCCUGGUAGAAAUGGUUCUCUUCCUCCCCAGCACAUUUGGAUUUAUUUCUGCUCUGGCUUUCUGUGCUUUAACCUACCUUUGCUAACGUCUCUGGCUACAUUGCCUAAAAUCCAUUUGUUUCUUCAGACCAAAAAGAUGUUAGCUUAUCAGACCGAGAGUGAUCCUCCUUGGGACUGAAUUUGGACCGGUAAACUUAGCUCUGGUGAGGAACAAAACUCAACUGCUACUGAAAAAUUUCAAAGUCAUGAAGAGUUGCUUCCUUAAGUGCUGGGACUGGAAGCGAUGAGUCUCCUGACCCCAACCCCGGCUCCCAAACUGCUGGGAAGUUCGAGUCCGUUUGCGUGAGAUGGCUCACACAGCCUCUCUGCUUCUCUAGGGCCCGCACGCCAUCCCUGUUAGUUUGAGAGAAGAGAAAGUGUUGGGUGGAGGCAGGGGCUUUCUGCUUAACUUUGACUUCUCCAGCAGACAGGAAUAGCAAACCACUUUCCUCUGAGAAUGAAGUCCCACUCUUUUCCAUGGUCUCACUGAAGGCAGAGAGCCUUGCUCUCCUCUAGCCACACUUCUCCUGAAGUUCCUGGAGACCAAACCUCAACACCCGAGGGGUAUCUGAAGUUACCGAAUGAGACUGGAGUCAGCUGUUGAGCAGACAGCUGCAAGUCUUACUUCCCCAGGUUGGUGGGGACUCUCUACUCCCAUUUCCUUUCUCAGAACACUGACUUGAGGGCAGGUCAGGAAGAAGCAUUCUCAAGGUCCUUUAGAAAGACCAUACAUUGAGCUAGAGGAUUCUUGAGCCCUUUUAGGGUUGUUCUACCACUGGAAGAGCCAAAGGGCUUAGGUUUGCUGGAGAAGCUUAGUCAAGAACCCACACACAUGCUAUCGAAGAGCCUUGUGUGCGGCCAUCACCAAUGGAUGAACUACACAAACCCUAGACACCCGAGGGCCUUGGCAGACCACCGCCCCCACCCUACUCCCCUGCCGAACAGUCAAGUUCUCUCAGACUGGAACCUAGCAUGACUUUGGAAGACAGUGGGAAACUCCAAGGGGACCUGUUUAUCGGUACAGAUGUGCUUAGGCUUUCCCCCAUCAUCAACCACUAUUCCCCUUCAGAGGAGUGAAAUGAUUGCAUAAGGUGGUUGCCAGUUGAACCACUGGGCCACUUACCUGGACAUUACACCAAGCCCUGGAUGACUGGAUUCUGGGACUCAGCCUUUGUCGGAAUUGGGGGAAUCAAGAGGUCAGUGAGAGAACCUUUGACCUUUCUGCUGGACAGUAAAUAUUAUGGUUUACAAUGCGUACCAGUUUGGCAGAGAAUUCCACCACUUCUCGAUUCCACUGUGAAACAGGUCUAUAUUUAUGCAACUCAGUUAAGAUCUAGCAAUAACUUCAGGGCAGAUGCUGGCUCUCUCCCUAAAACUUGCUUUCACUGCUGAGGCCUUCCCUCUCCCCACCUCCCACAGUCCCUCUCCUAGACAGAAGUUACGAAUAAUAUCCUGAAGGUUAGUAACCUCAGUAAGAAUUAUAACUGGUAUCGUUUCAUUCUGGAGAAAGAACUUGCCUUGGAGUCUUUUGAUCUAUUUUUGACGAAGGUUUUCAUUCAGGAAAAAUGGUGUCAAGCCACCCCGAUUUGUCGUCAUCCAUCAUUAUCAUACCAAAUAAAGGCUGGGAAUUCAAGAUCCCAUUUCAGUUACUAUCUAAUCUAGGUAGAAAACCUGAUUUUUCUGAGUAACCACCGCCCCCUGCCCCCGCCCCCACCCCUCAUGGAUCCUUGGGUCUUAAUUAUCAUGAAAACCUCUAAUUCUUCCAGUUAUUCCAUGGCUUUUGCUGUGAUUGUUCUGAGAUUUCAUUUGAGACUUGUUUCAAGACUUAGGAGAGCUGACUGGUUCAUAAUAUAUUGGAAUAGUUGGAUCCAAGCUAGUAAGAAUAAGCUGUACAGGAAUUCAUGCACAAUAUAUAUUGUAUAAAUUGGUUGAAAUCUUGGGGACGUGAAUGUGUUACUUCAAGUGGCUUAUAUUAAGAGUCUUCAGAAUUACUUGGGUGUUAAAGCAAACCCAAAUGUGUAUUUUUUGUUACAGAGCUCUGCUUUAUAAUUUUGUAAUAAAAUUUCACUAUAGAA